Saccostrea cuccullata (small rock oyster) is the source of this 2753-nucleotide messenger RNA. RefSeq names its product deoxynucleoside triphosphate triphosphohydrolase SAMHD1-like. Lineage: Eukaryota; Metazoa; Mollusca; Bivalvia; Ostreida; Ostreidae. The record is from RefSeq and is a predicted model, not a curated record. Gene Ontology annotation, biological process: defense response to virus; regulation of innate immune response; dGTP catabolic process. The transcript is spliced from 16 exons. Gene Ontology annotation, cellular component: nucleus. Gene Ontology annotation, molecular function: dGTPase activity. The coding region runs from base 20 to 1924 and encodes 634 amino acids.
ACUUCUGGAGUGACCAAAAAUGCCAAAGAAGAGAAAAACUGACAUAAACAGUGCCACACUGAAGUCAGAGGAGAGUAAUGUCCCUUUUAAGAAGUAUAUGAAUGAAUCAAGGGAGAUAAGUGAGCUCAGUGGAGAGGAUGAUCUCCCCUUAUCACAGGACUCGGUUCUUUCUGUAGAUGACCUGGACUACAGAAAUUGUUUCGAUGUUCUAACAUUAGAGGGAUUUAAUGAUGUAGCUGAAGCGUUACAAGGGGAGGGUGUGACUAGUGAGGUUCUGGACAUGGUAACAGAAGAACAACUGGAACGGCUAGGAAUCAGCCCAUUGGGAAGGAGACUGGAAGCACUUAAACUUCUGAGAGAAAUCACUGGAAGACUUUAUACUUAUAAGAUUGUGAAUGACCCAAUUCAUGGCCACAUCGAGAUCCACCCUCUGUGUGUGAAAAUAAUUGACACCCCACAAUUCCAGAGACUGCGAUUUCUUAGACAACUUGGUGGAAGUUAUUUUGUAUACCCUGGAGCGUCUCACAAUAGAUUUGAACAUUCUUUGGGAGUUUGUUAUCUGGCAGGAGAGCUGGGGUCCACCCUUAGAAAACGACAGCCAGAACUCGGAAUCUCAAACAAUGACAUCUUGUGUGUCCAGAUAGCAGGACUCUGUCAUGACCUUGGACAUGGUCCUUUUUCCCAUAUGUUUGAUGGAAAGUUCCUACCAGUGGCUAGACCAGAUAAGAAAAUCAAGCAUGAAGCCCUGUCUGUGAAGAUGUUUGAUCAUCUAGUCGAGAGUAAUGAUCUAUACUCUGUAUUUGAGAAAUAUGGUGUCACAGAACAGGACAGGACCUUUAUCAAAGAACAGAUAGCUGGACCUCUUAAACAUAAGUCUAAGGAGUGGCCAUAUCACGGCAGAAGUAAGGAAAAGGGAUUCUUGUAUGAGAUUGUAGCCAACAAGAGGAAUGGGAUUGAUGUAGAUAAGUGGGACUACUUUGCUAGGGAUUGUCAUAUGUUAGGGAUCAGGAACAACUUUGACCAUACCAGAUGUAUGAAAUAUGCUCGAGUUUUGAGUGUAGAUGGUGAACUACAAAUAUGUUCUCGAGACAAGGAGGUUGGCAACUUGUAUGACAUGUUUCAUACCAGGAAUACUCUCCACAGACGAGCAUACCAACACAGUGUUGGAAAUAUCAUAGAAACCAUGAUUACAGAAGCAAUGUUGAAGGCAGAUGAAAUCAUAAAGAUUCCUGGAAAGAACGGAGAGUUGCGGAAAAUGUCCGAGUCAGUAGAUGAUAUGGAGGCCUACCAGAAGCUGGCAGAUGACAUCUUCCAGAAGAUUCUGUGGUCCACCGAUCCUGGUCUGGAGGAGGCGAGGAAGAUUCUGAUGAACGUCCAGAAGAGGGAGCUGUACAAAUGUGUCGGACAGACACGCCCCCCACAGGGGGAAACCCUCGAUCAGACUGGACUAGACCAAAUUAAAGAUGAAUUGGUUGGCAUUUUGAACAGCAUGGACAGUCAUCUUCAGAAAGAGGAUAUUAUAAUACAUUUGGUAUACCUGGACUAUGGCAUGAAGGAUAAGAAUCCGAUAGAUCAUGUUCGCUUUUACAACAAGAAAGAUCCCACUGAGCCAAUCCAAGUCAGAAAGAAUGAGGUGUCGGACUUGCUUCCAGAGAGAUUCGCAGAACAGCUGAUCAGAUUCUACUCCAAGAAACGAGAUGAAGAAAGUAUUGACCAGGCCACUCAGGCAUUCAGAGUGUGGAGUAAACAACACCAUUGUUCAGUGGGUGCUGACAGCCUGUACCCAUACAUGACUCCAGUGAAGUCUGAUUCCAUGGCACAGGACGGUACGAAUGACAGAACUCCGAGUUCUACUGGAAUUACAACCAAUCAGAACACUCCAGGGUCGGCCAGUAAAUUCAAGUCUCGCCUCUCCUUCAACUGAGGUUUUAUUAAUUGCCAUAUUGCACUGUCUCACUCAUAGAAGCCAUUUUAUAAUGUUCUUUUAUUAAAGUUGAUAGGAGAGGUCCAGGACGUAUAAGUAUUAUGUGUAUUGCUAAUGUAUUCAUCAUAAUUUUAUUUUGCUGAAUUUUUCUUUUUUCUUCCAUAUUUUAUCUGAACUUUCCUUUACAUUUUUGCUUUGAAACCAAAUGCCUAUUGGAAGACUCAUACAAUGAAGUUGUAGCGAAAGGUUGAAGAUGGUGAUUUUAUCCUGUGUGUCCAUUUUUACCCGUGUGUGUAAAUCAAACAAGUAAAAUCGUUUUGCUGAUGAUGUAUUAAAUAUUUCCAAUUUAUUAUUUUACAAAGGUUGAAGUAAAUUUUAUUGUAUUAGGUCUUUAUAUUAAGGUUUAUUGUGAUUUUGUUCUGGGGAAUGAAGUUUAAAUGUAUUGUUGUUAAUUUAUUUCAUUCUUCCUACGCUGCCAAACUUUAUCUUUUACUGUGAUUUUAAAACCACUUUAGUUGUUCAGAAGGAGAAAGACUUCUUUAAAAUUUGUUGUUGUUGUUUAAUUGAUUUUGAAAUCCUCUGCAUUUUAUUGCAUAUUAAGAAAUCCAUCUCUAUACCAGAUCUGUCUAAACAAGAUCUCUGACUGUAUUCAGCAACUUAUUUUUUGAAUAAAUUAUGUAAAUUUUUUUAUUCAAAUAUUUAGAAAUGACUAUUAACAUAUAUUGCACGUAGGAAAUCCAUCUCUUAACCAGUAUUUCUGUCUAAACAAAUUCUCUAUAAUAUUUAGCAACUUCUUACUUUUUCAACAUCUAUAUUUUUAUAGAAAUAU